Molecule: messenger RNA, 1823 nt
Organism: Bipolaris maydis ATCC 48331
Lineage: Eukaryota; Fungi; Ascomycota; Dothideomycetes; Pleosporales; Pleosporaceae
Source: RefSeq, a predicted model, not a curated record
AAUGCCUUUUGUCGAGAACCGUCCCCUGUAUCAUUAUUGAAUCAUUACCACCUACAUUCCAACUACAGCCGACCCUGGACCGGCGGUAGCCUUCCAUGGGACACGUGCCUGGCUCCCUGCGUGUGCAAACGGCUGCCUGAUUCUGUUUCCUCCCCGUCACUGCCAGCCACGAGGCUAUGCCUGUCAGACUACAGCGGAGGCUCCUAGAUUCUCUACCUGCCUGUGGACCCAUCUCGAAGCAUUACAUACCAUACUUUGCCCACCGUCACAAACCAGGCGGCCCUUCUCACUGCUACAGCCUGCUCAACAUCCUCGCUGACUCGACGUGAUAUCCACAAUACACUACAAUACUGGACAUUUGCCGCGAAACAGUUGACGGCCUUCGGCCUGCCGCAUCAACAUGGACGACCUCUCAUUCUUGGACAUGUCUGACCAGGGCAACGCAACCCUCAAAGCUGUGCUUGCGGGCGGAGAGGUUCGUCUGAUUUCGUGUCGUAUCUGCCCAUACAUGUUCCUCGACAGAUGCCCGUUGCUGUACCACGCAUUCGAAUACGGCUUCAAUGGUUGUCUUCAGGCCAGCAUCGAGGUUCCAUCUGCAAAUGGACUUAUCUCGCUACUCCGCUACUGCUACACCGGUAGCUACCUCCCAUCCACUGCGGAUGGCGAACCUCCCUUGUUGCUUCCACAUGUCGAGGUUUACAAAAUGGCCAAAGACUUUGAUAUUCCCGAACUGCAGCUCCUCGCCCACGGCAACUUCACCUGCCAAAUCGAAUUUGCAUGCUGUGUACCCGUCCCGCCACAAGAUCUGCUCGAAACCAUUCGUUUCGUAUACCAGAACUACUACAGCAACCUGGCGCGCCAAAAGCACGACCUUGUUGGUACGCUCCUUAACUACAUCAUCUCAAGGUUCAUGGAUUACAACCUAGGGGAGGAUGCGGACUUCAUCAAGCUCGCGACCGACAUCCCAGAGUUCUGUCAAGACCUCUGUUCAACAAACAUGGAGCGCAAUUUUGAAGACGAUUGUGCCUUCCAAAUCAUACGGUUGUGUCUCGACACUCUAUGCGUCCAACCCUGCACCCGACCCAUUCCUACUACCUCAAAAGACCUGUUGUCAGAGGCCAUUUGUGAGGAAGAUAUCAUAAUUUCGGAUGAGCCAGAAAGUGAGAACAUGUCCAUUGUUGUUCCUGCUCUUACGUACGGAACAAACAAAAGGGAGAAUGCGGGGAACACGACAGACUCCUCUACCACCACUCUUGUCCAUCGACCCAAGAUUGCACAACUGGAUGUGAUGGAAGGUGUCGAGGCCUUGUCUUCCGAUGAGGAUGAUGGUUACUCGGUGGUAUCAUUGUCCGGUUUACAUACUCCUACUACUUCCGACGAGCUAAUGUCCAGCCCGGAGUUGGUUCCUACACCCGUUGUCGACAUUCUGGCCGCCACCGGCACUGACUAUACAUCUGAUGAUGAAUGGACCAUAGCCCAAUAGCAUGUUGCUGUCGCUCGCCCUACCAGAAUUAAGGGCCACUGUUCAUAACAAAAAUAUUUGCGGUUUCCGCUUGGACUGAUAUACGUGUUGUAGGAGUUACGAAGAAUAACAAAAGGCAAAAACAGGCGUACUUAUGAAACGAUUUGAUUAGAUUUAACUUCUGGCAUAUGCAACACUAGGGCUUGGGUUUGGGCGUGUCACUCAUGUCACUGGGCAGCGAGGCCUGGACUACAUAAUCUAAAACUUUGGGUGACGUAACGUGAUCUAUUGAAGACAUGGCGAGAUGGUUAUUGUAUAGAGUAGCUCCAGCUUUAACAAUACAUAACAUGAUCAUCUUUCA